This is a messenger RNA of Cryphonectria parasitica EP155, 631 nucleotides long. RefSeq names its product pre-mRNA splicing factor ini1. NCBI's taxonomy places the organism in Eukaryota, Fungi, Ascomycota, Sordariomycetes, Diaporthales, Cryphonectriaceae. Gene Ontology annotation, biological process: mRNA splicing, via spliceosome. Gene Ontology annotation, cellular component: catalytic step 2 spliceosome; U2 snRNP; precatalytic spliceosome. The transcript has 2 exons. The record is from RefSeq and is a predicted model, not a curated record. Bases 38 to 364 code for a protein of 108 amino acids.
ACAUAUCGCGACACGCCCUUGAGUCGGAUCCGCCAAGAUGUCCCGUCAUCACCCCGAUCUGGUGAUGUGCCGCAAGCAGUCCGGCAUCGCCAUUGGCCGCCUCUGCGACAAGUGCGACGGCAAAUGCCCCGUGUGCGACUCGUACGUGCGCCCCACGACCCUCGUCCGCAUCUGUGACGAGUGCAGUUUCGGCAACUACCAGAACAAGUGUGUUGUGUGCGGCGGCGAGGGCAUCUCGGACGCCUUCUACUGUUUUGAGUGCACGCGCCUCGAGAAGGACAGGGACGGGUGCCCCAAAAUUAUCAACUUGGGCAGCUCGCGGACAGACUUGUUCUACCAAAAGAAAACGAAUCGGACGUAUUAGCCCUUGUGAUGCCCGGGUCUGGGCACUUCGCCUUAUCUUUGCAUAUCCGGUACUGGCGUUUUGGGUUCAUCGGGUUAUACGCAAGAGCUGGUUCUGGCUCUUGUGUUCUGGGUCUUUGUGGUCAACAUGUUCGACAUUUGAAGGUGUAACAUGGUAUGAGAAAUGACGAGCGUUGGAGGAAGCUUGUCUGGAGCAAGGAAAAUCAAGAUGGUUUGAGAAGAUUAGAUCUGCAUGUGCAGUAGCUCAGGCAAAUAAAUCACUUGCGUG